AUGUUAUGCCUCAUUGUGUUACACCUCGCUUUGCCAGGCCUGGAUGUGUUACGCCUCAUUGUGUUACGCUUCGUUGUGUUACACUCGUUGUGUCACGCCUCGUUGGAUUACACCUCAUUGUGUUAUGCCUUGUUGUGUUACGCCUUGUUGUGUUACACCUUGUUGUGUUACGCCUUGUUGUGUUACGCCUUGUUGUGUUACACCUCAUUGUGUUACACCUCAUUGUGUUACACCUCAUUGUGUUACGCCUCGUUGUGUUACGCCUCGUUGUGUUACGCCUUGUUGUGUUACACCUCAUUGUGUUACACCUCAUUGUGUUACGCCUCAUUGUGUUACGCCUCGUUGUGUUACGCCUCGUUGUGUUACGCCUUGUUGUGUUACACCUCAUUGUGUUACACCUCAUUGUGUUACGCCUUGUUGUGUUACGCCUUGUUGUGUUACACCUUGUUGUGUUACGCCUUGUUGUGUUACACCUCAUUGUGUUACGCCUUGUUGUGUUACACCUUGUUGUGUUACGCCUUGUUGUGUUACACCUUGUUGUGUUACGCCUUGUUGUGUUACACCUCAUUGUGUUACGCCUUGUUGUGUUACACCUCAUUGUGUUACACCUCAUUGUGUUACACCUUGUUGUGUUACGCCUUGUUGUGUUACGCCUUGUUGUGUUACGCCUUGUUGUGUUACGCCUUGUUGUGUUACACCUCAUUGUGUUACGCCUUGUUGUGUUACACCUUGUUGUGUUACGCCUUGUUGUGUUACACCUUGUUGUGUUACGCCUUGUUGUGUUACACCUCAUUGUGUUACGCCUUGUUGUGUUACACCUCAUUGUGUUACACCUCAUUGUGUUACACCUUGUUGUGUUACGCCUUGUUGUGUUACGCCUUGUUGUGUUACGCCUUGUUGUGUUACACCUCAUUGUGUUACACCUCAUUGUGUUACACCUCAUUGUGUUACGCCUUGUUGUGA
Messenger RNA from Cheilinus undulatus (humphead wrasse), 963 nucleotides. Its product is annotated as keratin-associated protein 4-4. Bases 1 to 963 code for a protein of 320 amino acids. NCBI's taxonomy places the organism in Eukaryota, Metazoa, Chordata, Actinopteri, Labriformes, Labridae. The transcript has a single exon. The record is from RefSeq and is a predicted model, not a curated record.